This is a messenger RNA of Pogona vitticeps (central bearded dragon), 3449 nucleotides long. NCBI's taxonomy places the organism in Eukaryota, Metazoa, Chordata, Lepidosauria, Squamata, Agamidae. The record is from RefSeq and is a predicted model, not a curated record.
GAGCCGGUCCUGUGAUGACUCCCCGCUUGUCUGUGUCUUCUGCCAGUUUUCCUGCUAGAUACGCUGUCAAGUUGAAACUGGUUUAUAACGAGGAAUGACCCUAACGGGGCUUUCAGGCUUGCCUCAGUCUAUGAAGCUAAUCACAGGUCCACCAGGAGAGCCUGGGCCACGGGGCCCCCCAGGUCCGCCAGGCAUACCAGGAGCAGACGGCAUUGAUGGUGAUAAAGGCCCACCCGGUGCAGCAGGAAGUCCUGGGACGAAGGGAGAACCAGGACCUCCCGGCCCAGAUGGCCCACCGGGUAAACCUGGGAUUGAUGGUUUAACGGGAGCAAAAGGAGAACCCGGUGCUGUUGGAAGGCCUGGCCUUAAAGGCCUACCUGGACUUCUCGGACCUCCGGGCCUCCCUGGGCCCUCGUUGUCUGGACCUCCUGGUCCUCCCGGCCAGGUUGGACUGCCAGGAGAAAUCGGAGCUCUGGGUCCCAAGGGCGUGCGUGGACCCGAUGGCCCCCAAGGCCCCCCCGGACCUCCUGGCAAGCCGGGCCCCGUUGGCCGCAUCGAAGGCGUUGAAGGCAGUGCUGAUUUUCUGUGUCCAACCAACUGCCCACCUGGACCAAAAGGACCUCAAGGACUGCUAGGGCUCAAGGGACACAGAGGCCGGCCAGGAGCCCUGGGAGAAUCUGGAAGACAAGGGAGGCCGGGGCCAAAGGGUGAUGUAGGGCUCUCCGGAGAACAAGGCAUUCCAGGGCCUCCCGGCCCGCAAGGUCUCAGGGGAUACCCUGGAAUGGAAGGACCUAAAGGAGAGACGGGUCCCCGUGGUUAUAAAGGCAUGGUCGGAACCAUCGGAGCCGCAGGCCCCCCGGGCGAAGAAGGUCCUAGAGGCCCACCAGGACAGGCGGGGGAGAAAGGAGACCUUGGUGCCCGUGGUUUUAGGGGCGCACAGGGAGGAAUGGGGCCCAAAGGCGCCAAUGGUCUUCCUGGCAUAGAUGGUAAAGAUGGUACCCCGGGCAUUCCUGGAGUGAAGGGAAGUGCUGGACAACCAGGACUUCCGGGACCCCCUGGCCACCGAGGCUUAGCUGGCUUGCCAGGCACACCAGGAACUAAAGGUGGCCCAGGUGACAAAGGUGAACCUGGCUUGCGUGGCCCACGAGGUUUGUCUGGGAAUCCUGGAAAAUUGGGAGAGCCGGGACCUCCAGGAGAACCGGGGCCUCAGGGCGUUGCUGGAAUGAAGGGCCCAAAAGGGGAGCAGGGCCCCCCAGGAAUUCCAGGCCCACAAGGUCUCCCAGGCGUGAAAGGCGACAAGGGUUCCCCAGGAAAAACUGGACCCAAAGGUGACAUUGGGGAUCCUGGCGUUGAAGGCCUUCCUGGAGAAAAAGGGGAGAAGGGUGUAUCUGGUGAGCCUGGACCCAAGGGGCAGCAAGGUGUCCGUGGAGAACCUGGCUUUUCCGGACCAACUGGGGACCCUGGGGCACCCGGUGUCCGAGGUUUCCCAGGACCUCCUGGCCCUCGAGGACUCGGCGGAGAACGGGGUGUUCCUGGAAUGCCAGGACCUCAAGGUGCCCCAGGCCGGGAUGCAGGAGACCAGCACAUUGUUGAUGUCGUCUUAAAAAUGUUGCAAGAACAACUGGCCGAGUUAGCCGUGAGUGCCAAGCGAGCUGCCCUGGGAGGGGCCGGGGUGAUGGGACCACCGGGACCCCCCGGACCACCGGGACCUCCUGGAGAGCAUGGGCCACAUGGCCACCCUGGCGCUCGUGGCAUCCCAGGAAUCAUAGGGGCACCUGGACAGAUUGGCAACACUGGGCCCAAAGGAAAGAGAGGGGAGAAAGGGGAACAAGGAGAACCUGGCCAUGGCCAUCAAGGGAUGCCUGGACCACCAGGUAUACCAGGUCUUCCUGGUCCACCAGGCCAUGCCACCAACGGGAAAGAGGGAGAGCGAGGUUUCCCAGGUAACCCUGGAGAAGCUGGCCGGCCCGGUCUUCCUGGGCCUCCGGGCCUUCCCGGGUUCUGUGAAGCAGCUGCCUGCUUAGGAGCCUCUGCCUACGCUUCAGCCCGGAUGACGGAGCCAGGAGCCAUCAAGGGACCUUCAUACUGAGGGUCAUCAGGGGAAUGUUCUUCUUGCAUCUUGGACGUUGUCAAGUCGGCAAAAGUUUCACUGCUGAUGUCAAGGGACUUAUACACCGGGACUGGAGACUGAGGAGAUGGGGAGCACCGAAUUUGUGUUUUUGGAAAUAAACGUCCCCUUCAUUUUGGGACAAGAAACCUCUGCCUAGGCCGUAGGCAUCCAUCCUUCCAUUUGUGCGUUGUUGGUGAGAAGAUGACCCUCAGCCAUUGCAAGUAGCUUCCACCGAGCUCAAUGCAAAGGCACCAACCGAGAUUUAUAAAAAUGGAAAACUCAUUGAUAUUUUGCAUCAAAAUGAAGCCUGGAAAAAUCCUCAUUGUUGUACUGCUAAAACGAACAAGCCACAAUGCCGACACCCUAGGUAUUGCUGAUUUUAUCUCCUGGCCAUGAAAAUAGGUGUACAUUUUGCCACUUUACAAGGUUUCCAGUGAUUUUAUGGGUGGGGUGGUGAGGAAUAUUGUCUUUUAUUUUAGCCCCAAAACACAUUAUUUUCCCCUCUUGUUGCUAUAGAGUGCUGCACAGUGAUUCUUCUAUUUUGUCCCUGGGUUCGGGUGUUUGUAUGAAGUAGGCCUUCAAAGGAAAAACAAAAAUUAUGAAUAAAAUUCCUUGAAAAGUAGUGUUUCUCUCUCUCUCUCUGUCUCUCUGUCUCUGUCUCUCUCUCUCUAUCAGUCAACUUUGAAUUUAAUGGCUAAAAUCCCUUUGUGUAACUUACGAAGGCCUAGAGGAAACUAAGUGAACAUAUUGGAAGUUCUCUGCUUAUUAGAACCUGUGAUUCUUCUUGAGAUUCUCAUUGUGUGCUAGGCAGAUGAUGGCUUUGUGUGCAACCCGGAAUCCUAGUGGAAUCCAGGUAGAACCCAAUAUGAUUUUGGGUUAUUUUUUUUCUCACUUGAACUUUAUUUCAUACGAACACCUCAUUAUUUGAAAAUGACACAAUAAAACGUGUGAUGAGAAGACUUUACUACUUGAAGAGCACCCUAUGAAUUGAUCGUUAAGUAACUGAUUAAUUAUUUUAUUAAUUCACUGAAUCACCUCCCCUGAUUACACCUUUUCUCUACAAGGUGCCUGCAAACAUUUUGUAACAUAACCUAUUAAGAUUUUGUUAGGCUUUAUUGUGUUUAUUGGAAGGACUGGUCGAUACAAAUUUGCUCUGAUUUUAUGUGUGUUCCUUUUUUCUUUUUAUAAUAUACAGUUUGUGGUGUAUUAUUUAAUGGAAUAUAACAGAAUCAGCUCGAGUCUUCUCCCCAAAACUGUAAAUCUUUGUAAAAUAAGGUUAUUUUAUAAAAUUUAAUUAAAAAUCAAUAUAUUUUCUUCCUCAGCAAAAAAUAGCUAGUCA